AUGAGAUACCAUGAGGACCUGCCCCUACCGGAGAUUACCCCUGAGAAGGGUAUCAUGAUGGGAGCAGUGAAUGUCAUCAAGCUCUUUGCUCAGAAUAUGAUCUAUGGCUUCGGAUCAGGUGUUUGGGGUGACCGAGUGGUCUUCCAGACACCUGCAGUGCUGGCAGUGAAGAAGGCCUGUGGCAUUCUAAAGGAUUCCCAGAACCCAGCAAAGGCGUUGAACCCGAUUUGCAACGUGGACCCGCGCCCCCCCUGGGGGACCUCGUCGCCUACCCCGCCGGGCUCGGCGCUGACCUUCCGAGUGACCUAUCCGACAGUAGAGGUGGAGUUCAUCUAUCCCACCUUCGAUGGUUCCGCCUUCCCGCAGCUGAAUGUGGUGCGGACCACUCCGCCCACAGUGGACCUUGGAGUCGUUGAGGCUCGAGCGGUGAAGCUUGUGCAGCUGUAUGCAGGGGAUUGGUGUGAUCUUCCAGAGGACCUGGUGGAGUACUUGGUUCCUUGGAAGGCCGCACCUCCCGGCAAGGGGAUCCGCCCCAGUGCGGAAUUGGUUUCAUGCCUGCAGCUCGUCCAGCAGGCCUUUCAUGAGGCAUGUGAAGCGCUUCGGCAGCAGCCAGCCUUGCAGCAGGUCUUGCUGGGGAAGAGGAGCAUGCAGAGCUGGGAGGAGGCCUUGAAUGAAUGGGACGCCCAGCAAAGCCAGAUCUUGAGAGGCUGGGCACCAACAGCGUGCGAAGCACAUGCUUUCCGUUUGCCUGGUGAACUUUUACACGGGGUGUCAGAGCACUUUUCGCUGCUUGCCAAGCUCGGCCAUCUCUGGACCCAGAGGCGAUGGGUUUACAGUUUUCAGAGCACGUGGCGUAUGGCUUUGAAGUUGCUGGAGUUCUUACAAGUCUUGGCGCUUGAUGGAUUUGACAUCAUGUCGGACCUGGCCUAUUGGUUGCAUCGCCGCAGCUAUCGUGAGGCCCAACGGGCCCGCCGCAACGAGCAAGAGAUUUGGACUGCUGUGGCUAAGGAGCCACCGGUUUUCAGGAUCGCUGGCACCGCCUCCGGGCCGCUCCGCCACGACGUGCGGGCGGCCGCCGUGGUGGACGUGGCGGCGCGGGCGCGACGUGCGGAUGCGCAGCCCUUCCGCAUGGUGGAGGUGGGUGUCUUCCAGGGCAACUUGUCCAAGCACAUUUGGCAGCGCAGUGCAGCGCGCCCAGGAGCCUUUGAGCUGCAUCUAGUGGACCAUUGGGGUGCGCCCUACGUACCUUUGGCAACCCGCAAAGAGCUUGAAGAGUCGCUGGGGACGGGGUCCAACAUGGCUGGUCAGAGCAACAACUCGGCUCUACAGCGCCUGUGGCAUCACUUUGGCGCAAAGGGUGCUCGGCGCUUUGAGGUGCCACAUUGGUUGGGCGAAAAGAGGGCCUGCGGCGAGACAACCCGUGCUGCGGCGUCUUCGGCGGACCUUUUUGUGCAUCGCAGUGCCAGCAUAGCACCAGCGAGGUGCUUUCUGGAUGGCAGCUUAGAUUUGGUUUACAUCGAUGCCGACCACAAGUGGUGGAGCGUCUUGCAGGACCUCACAACUUGGUGGCCCAAGAUCAAACCUGGAGGAGUGAUGAUGGGACACGACUUUCACUUCAACUCGCUGAUGGAGCGUGCAUCGCUGGACGGUGGAGACAUCAAUGAUGUACCUCUAGCCGUGGGUGCAUUCUUUCGGUGGCCCACCACAGUGUCCUUGCAUUCUGGCUUUGUUUGGUCUGUGCAAAAGCCCUUGGAUAGCCAGCCGAAUGCCACUGAAGCCCAGCUCCAACGGCAGGAUCUGUGUGAUUUGCUGCGGAGGACUGCGGGCCUUAUUUGGCAAUUCUUUCGAGAGAAAAAACAUGCUAAAGGACAAACAACAUCAAAUCAGAUGGGUUAUUCAAUCUCCAGAUGCCCGCAAGGAAACUUCAUCCUCAUAAUGAAUUUGAGAUUUGUACAAACUACAAUUCCCCAAACAAGAAAAGAACUAUGA
Messenger RNA from Durusdinium trenchii, 1989 nucleotides. NCBI's taxonomy places the organism in Eukaryota, Dinophyceae, Suessiales, Symbiodiniaceae. The record is from the annotation of a GenBank genome assembly.